Molecule: messenger RNA, 2567 nt
Organism: Ficedula albicollis (Collared flycatcher)
Lineage: Eukaryota; Metazoa; Chordata; Aves; Passeriformes; Muscicapidae
Product: intestinal-type alkaline phosphatase
Exons: 11
Coding region: 672-2234 (520 amino acids)
Biological process (GO): dephosphorylation
Cellular component (GO): plasma membrane
Molecular function (GO): alkaline phosphatase activity
Source: RefSeq, a predicted model, not a curated record
UAAAGCACAGGUUGUUUGUCUCCAUCCGCCGUGCCAAGGGUCACAGGAGUGGUCACCUCCUGAGGUGCUGCCCCGUGCCAGCCUCCACUGUUGGCUGUGGCUCCUGGUUCUCCCCUGGGACCAGCACUGGAGGUGCUGGGCUGAAGGAGAUGAUGAAAUGUGGUGAGGAGAGGCAAUGUCCUCCCCAGCUUUGCCCGGUUGGGGCACAGUACACAAGGGUUGGUACAUUCCUGUCAAGGGCUGAGCAAGGAGCAGAGUUUUCGUCCUCUUCCGUGGAUUUAUUGCUCAAGAAAGCCCGGGCAGAGAGCAGGGUGCUCAGUGCACAAAUGACCCCAGGUGCUCCCCAUACCCACUGUUGCCCCAGGUCCAAUGCUCAGAGCUGCCCAUGGCACCCUGGGACAGGGCAUUGCCCCUUCUGGCACCACAGCACCAUGGCCAGGGCAGGAUUCCCUGCCAGCACUGCACAUCCUCUUGUCCCUGCAGCUGUCUGUGCCCCAAGCCCAUCUGUGCCCAGCAGGCACAGGAUGUUGGCCGAGGAGGUGCUAUCAGCCCAGCCCCGUGGCCUGACCUGCUGAUCCCUUUCACGCACCCUGCUAGGGCUGAUCCCUGUCCAAAGUCCCUUCCCAGGAUUUAUAGACACUGCCAGCAGCGCUGGGCUGUCAGAUCUCACCAUGCAGCUCCUGGCAUCCCUCACCCUCUGCCUCUGCGCAGGGCUCAGCAGCACCACUGUCAUCCCAGUCCCAGAGGAGGAGGAGAAACCAUCCUUCUGGAACACACAGGCAGCUGCAGCUAUAGAAGCCUCCUUCGAAAUCCAGCCCAAGAUACGCCAAGCCAAAAACCUCAUCCUCUUCCUUGGGGAUGGAUUUGGGAUCCCCACCAUCACAGCCACCCGCAUCCUAAAGGGGCAGCAGCAGGACAAGCCGGGCCCUGAGACCCCUCUUGCUCUGGAUGCUUUCCCCUACGUGGCACUCUCCAAGACCUACAAUGUGGACAGGCAGGUCCCUGACAGCGCAGGGACAGCCACAGCCUAUCUCUGUGGGGUGAAGGGCAACUACCAGACCGUGGGGCUGAGCGCGGCCGCCCGCCACUCGCAGUGCAACACCACGGCCGGCAACGAGGUGAUCUCAGUGCUGGAGCGAGCCCGCAGAGCCGGGAAGGCGGUGGGCGUGGUGACCUCGACGCGGGUGCAGCACGCCUCGCCCUCGGGGACCUACGCGCACGUGGUGAACCGGGACUGGUACGCGGACGCCAGCAUGCCCCCGGAGGCGCGGCAGCAGGGCUGCAAGGACAUCGCCUGGCAGCUGGUCCACAACGUCGACAUCAACGUGAUCCUGGGCGGUGGUCGGAAAUACAUGACCCCGGCGGGGACGCCGGACCCUGAGUACCCCACCGACCGCAAUCAGAGUGGGAUACGCGAGGAUGGGCAAAACCUCAUCGACAUGUGGCUGGAGAAACGGCCGGGUGCCCGCUAUGUCUGGAACAGGACAGAGAUGCUGGCUGCUGCUGCCAACUCCAGAGUGAAUUACUUGAUGGGUCUCUUUGAACCUGGGGACAUGAAGUACAGCCUGGUGCGUAACACCACCGUGGACCCAUCACUCACUGAGAUGAUGGAGGCAGCCAUCACCAUCCUGAGCAGGAACCCCAACGGCUUCUACCUCUUCGUGGAAGGUGGCAGAAUCGACCACGGCCACCACGAUGGUGCAGCCCAUAAGGCGCUGACGGAGGCGGUGGAGUUUGACCGGGCCAUCGAGCGGGCAGGCGCCCUGACAGACGAGGAUGAGACCCUCACUGUCGUCACUGCUGACCACUCGCACGUCUUCUCCUUCGGGGGCUACACCCUGCGUGGCUCCUCCAUCUUCGGUCUGGCCCCCAAGACAGCCCUUGAUGGGAAGAACUACACAUCCAUCCUCUACGGGAAUGGGCCGGGAUACCAAGGCCCUGACAGACCCGACGUGGACGUGGACACAGCCAUGGACUUCGAGUACCUGCCGCAGGCAGCUGUGCCCCUCGACUCAGAGACCCAUGGCGGUGAGGAUGUGGCCAUCCUGGCCAAGGGGCCCAUGGCCCAUCUCUUCCACGGGGUGCAGGAGCAGACCUACGUGGCCCACGUCAUGGCCUACGCCGCCUGCAUCGAGCCCUACACCAACUGCCGCCAGCGGGACGCUGCCCCUGGCAUCCGUGCCACCCCCCUGGCCCUGCUCCUGCCUGCCCUCCUUCUGCCCCUCUUCCACUGAUCCCAUGUCCCUGGGGCACCCCACGGGACAAAUGGCAGCUUUCUGAAGCAUCUCUGGUCUGGAUGCAGCAGCCCUGGGGACACCGACUCCCGGGCAGCGGGGUGUUAAAUAAACACAGGGUGACACUGGUGGGACAGGUGUGAUCGUGGAGCGGGGGUGCCUGUGCCAUGUGGGCAGGGCUGGGGGGGCUGCCCACUGCUCCCAUCCCCUGGCCAUGGCCCCUGGCAACCACCCAGCAUAUCCAGUGCUUUAUUGACCAGAAACAGCAGCGAAAAAUACAGCAGUGUCCGUGUGCCCGUGCUCCCAGGCAGGCUGGCAUCUCCCAGCCCGGCU